Messenger RNA from Rodentolepis nana, 1341 nucleotides. NCBI's taxonomy places the organism in Eukaryota, Metazoa, Platyhelminthes, Cestoda, Cyclophyllidea, Hymenolepididae. The record is from the annotation of a GenBank genome assembly.
GCUUAUGCGGCGCUCACCUAUGACGCAAUGCUCUUGAUUGGAGUAGCCCUAUUAAACCUCAGGGAUACCAUUUCGGUUCGCCCUGGGGCACUUAGUUGUGAAGGCGACCCUCGGGCCUUUUGGCCAGAUGGAGAAAAGUUUAUACAGUAUGUCAAAUCGGAGGCCCGUGAUCAGAACCAAAAGUUAAAUGACUUGGGAGAAUUUGAUCCGAACACAUCUAAUAUUCCAACAAUUACUGGAGACAUACAUUUUGAUAGCCAGGGCUAUCGAUCAAACUUUAAUAUGAGCAUUCUCAGCCUCCAAGACAAUGGAAUGCAACAGAUUGGAUACUGGACUCAGAGAGACAGACUGCAAAUUACGCGUCCAAUAAAGAGGAAAAAGAAGGUUUCGAAAAAACCUCUCACUUCUGUUGCUCUGCGAGUUACUACUGUUGCGGACACGCCGUUUGUGAUCCCUAAGAAAUAUGACGCCUAUGGAAAUCCGUUGAAAACUCCAGAUGCAUGGGACGGCUACUGCGUGGAUCUUCUGAAUCUCAUAGCGGCCGAUGUGGGCUUUAACUAUACCAUUGAAAUCACAAAAGAUCAUUACGGUUCUCGUCAAAGGAAUAAUGAGACCGGGGAAUAUUACUACGAUGGUAUUAUUGGAGUUGUUAACAGAGGGUCUAGAAGUGGGAUGGAAAGACGACUUAAGUCCGGAGCAGGUUUCCUUAUGACCGAUUCUAUGCAGGACGAUUGGAAAAAGAGGCAACUCAUGUCAUCUUCUUUUCUUCAGGAAGCCGACAUUGCUCUAGCUGCACUGACAAUUACCUACGAAAGAGAAAUGGUUCUAGACUUCACAACACCCUUCAUGACCCUCGGAGGAAGCUUGCUAUUCAUGCGGCCAAAGUCUCAAAAACCCUCUAUCUUCUCAUUCCUUCAACCAUUAUCACCUACGGUGUGGGCCUACGUGAUAACGACCUACAUUGUGGUGUCAGUAGGUCUCUUCUUAGUUGCUCGUCUGAGUCCUUACGAAUGGCAGAACCCACAUCCUUGUGAAGCAUUUUCGGAGGAGAAGGAGAAUCAAUUCACUGUUCUCAGCAGCUUCUGGUUCUUUAUUACGCCCCUCCUUAAUCAAGGUACUGAAAUGGCUCCACAUACAAUUUCAACUCGUCUGCUCACUGGUAUUUGGUGGUUCUUCGCCCUGAUUGUCAUCUCCACCUACACAGCCAACUUAGCAGCCUUCUUGACCGUUGAUACUACUGAAUUACCCAUUGAAAGUGUGGAAGAUCUAGUGGCACAGACGAAAAUUAAAUAUGGAACGCUUCAAUCCGGUGCUAGUCAUGACUUCUUCAAGGUAAACUAA